This is a messenger RNA of Rotaria sp. Silwood1, 1877 nucleotides long. Lineage: Eukaryota; Metazoa; Rotifera; Eurotatoria; Philodinida; Philodinidae. The record is from the annotation of a GenBank genome assembly.
AUGAGUCAACAGCCAAGACGACGCAUGCCUGAAAACUACUUGGUUAUUUGGGUCGAUGAAAAUAUCGACAUGCCAAAUGAAGAUUGCCAAAAUACAAUGCAACAACUGCGUGCUGUCGUCAAUCAAGUUAAUCCAUGUAAGACAGCUGAACAAUGUAUACAACAGAUUACAAAAAAUCAAGAGGAGAUCUCAUUUGUUAUCUCCUCAGGUGCACUUGGACAACAUCUUGUACCAAGUAUCCAUGGCAUGGCAAAAUUGAAUGCUAUAUACAUUUUUUGUCGUAAAAAAGAACGGUAUCAAGAUUGGGCUCGAAAUUGGUCAAAAAUCCAAGGUGUUCAUACGACAAUUAAGCAUAUUUGUGAAAAAUUGGCAACAGCAAUCAAACAAUGCAAUCAAGAUCAUAUGUCGGUGAGCAUUGUUAGUGUGAAUGCAGGAGAUUCUAGCAAGAAUCUAGAUCAGCUAGAACCUUCUUUUAUGUAUUCACAAAUAUUCAAGGAAAUACUCCUUGAAAUCCAACAUGAUCAACAAGCCCUUCAAGAUUUGGUCACCUACUGCCAACAAGAAUACCAAGGCAAUACGACAGAACUCAAAAUUAUUAAUGAAUUUCAACGAACUUAUCAACCAUCCAAUGCCCUAUGGUGGUAUACAAGACAGUGUUUUACAUACAAAAUGUUGAAUGGUGCACUAAGAACACUGAACGGCGACGUUAUGAUACGAAUGGGUUUUUUCCUGUGUGAUGUACAUCGACAAAUCGAAACCUUAUACAAAAAUCAGGUCAGUCAAUACCAUAACAAGAUUUUUACAAUCUUUCGAGGGCAAGGCCUAUCGAAAGUAGAUUUUGAAAAGCUCACAGAAAACAAAGGUGGGCUUAUUUCUUUUAACCACUUUUUAUCCACCAGCACAAAUUCAGAUGUCUCCCUCGUUUUCGCCAAGGGAGCUUUAAAAAUGACCGAUAUGGUCGGAAUUCUAUUUCAAAUAACCAUUGAUCCUAAAGUUUCAUCAACUCCAUUCGCCUCCAUUCGAGAGGAGAGUUACUUCAAGGAUGAGGAAGAAAUUCUCUUCACCAUGCACACCGUCUUUCGCAUUGGUGAAGUGCGAAAAAUUGACAACAAUCGUGCACUUUAUAAAGUCGAUCUUAAACUGACGUCAGAUGAUGAUCCACAACUUCGUGAAUUAACUCACUAUAUUCGAGGAGAAGUCGACGGUACCGGAUGGUCUCCACUGGGUAAAUUGUUACUACAAAUAGGUCAAUUCGACAAGGCCGAAGAACUAUAUAUGGCACUACUGGAACAGGCAUCGAAUGAUAGUGAUAGAGCAUAUAUAUAUUCCCAGCUUGCAUCUGCGAAAAACGAUAGAGGAGAAUACACAGAAGCAGCCUCACUUCUCGAAAACGCACUUAAAAUUGAGCGUAAAACUCUUCCACACGAUCACCCUUCAUUAUCUCAUUACUACAACAACAUUGCUCUACUGUAUAACAACAUGGGUGACUACUCGAAAGCGCUGGAAUUUUACGAAAAAUCACAUAAAAUCGUCGAAAAAGCUCUGCCUUCCAAUCAUCCUGAUUUGGCUACUUCAUACAGCAACAUCGGUGGAGUGUACAGCGACAUGGGUGACUACUCGAAAGGACUUGAAUUUUACGAAAAAUCACAUCAAAUCUUCGAAAACGCUCUGCCUUCCAAUCAUCCCUCAUUGGCUACUUCGUACAACAACAUCGGUCAAGCGUAUAAUAACAUGGGUGAAUACUCGAAAGCACUUGAAUUUUACGAAAAAUCACAUCAAAUCUUCGAAAACGCUCUGCCUUCGAAUCAUCCUGAUCUGGGUGGUUCAGAAAACAGCAUCGGUGGAGUGUAUUAUGCCAUGGGUGACUAUUCGAAAGC